GAUGAUCGCGCUUAUGUUUGGAAUAUAAACACUUGCGAAGUGAUGCUUGAAAUUACGGAACAUAAAGACACCGUCACCGAUGUCCAUUUCAGCUACGAUGGCACUUAUCUAGCCACCGGCGACAUGGCGGGCGAAUUAUUUGUACACAAGUUGCAAGAGAGUGAGUCUGGUCCACAGUUAACGCUGCGCAAAGUGUGGGAAUUCUCGAUGGGCGAUAUGACUUGGAUGUGUUGGCAUCGUGCUGCUAAUGUCCUAAUGGCGGGCAGUGAAAAUGGUGAAGUGUAUGUCUGGCGUAUACCCUCAGGCGAUUGUAAAAUACUACCUGGAGAAGGUGUGCGUUGCGGUGUAGCCGAUUUGACCGGUGAUGGAAAGAGGCUCUUUGUUGGCUAUACAAAUGGUGCAGUCAAGCUGUGGGAUCUAAAGAGUUGCACAGUGGUCAUGGAAGUAGAUGCACAAAAUCCAAUGGCGCAGCAAACGGUUAUAUUGUCGGUGGCGUGUGAAAAGGACUCACCGUUUUACGCCGCCGGAGCAGCAGAUGGUAAAAUUGUUUUCUGCACAAAUAGUGGUCCGGUGGGUGCUGUAGAGGCUGAUGGUUCAGUAGAAUAUUUAGCAUUUCCGCCUUCCAAUGACCUUAAAAUAGUUGCCAGUGGUACAUUGCAAGGACAAAUAGCAAUUUGGGAUUAUACAAAGUAUAAUUUGCGGACAUUAUGCGAUCACACCUUUGUAGAAGGUGACAAUUCCAAUAAAUUUCAGGGUGGCAUAACCCGGCUGAAGUGGCUCAGUGAUCAUACGCUCAUGGCAGCUACAAUGGAUGGCAAUGUGAUUGCUUUUGAUGCGCGUUCUGGCGCACGCAAAUUUACCCUCGAGGGGCAUAUGGCGGAAAUCUAUGAAAUGUGUUAUAAUCCACAUGAAAACAUCUUGUUGACAGUAUCGGAGGAUCAUCGAGCGAAAAUCUUUAAUAUA
This is a messenger RNA of Rhagoletis zephyria (snowberry fruit fly), 963 nucleotides long. RefSeq names its product angio-associated migratory cell protein-like. NCBI's taxonomy places the organism in Eukaryota, Metazoa, Arthropoda, Insecta, Diptera, Tephritidae. The record is from RefSeq and is a predicted model, not a curated record. Gene Ontology annotation, molecular function: protein binding.